AGUGUUCGUGUAAUGGAACGUAGGCAAAAGCGAGCGAUACUUCGAUUUUCUGGGAAGGUUACAAAUAAUAAUUUUUGGAAGUGAAUGAGAAAUUGAUUUGUGUAAAUUAAUAAGCAAAUCUGAUAAAACUAACACAUGAUUAAGUUAAAACUGUGAAGUUUGUGUCCAAAAUGAUGUCAGAUUAUUUCGAGCAUUACCACCGUUGUGAGACACUUGCUGAAUUUAAUUUUUACUUUGGAGACGAUACUGAGGACGAAAUUGAUGAUGACGAUAACUACAUUUACUGUUACUGCAGCAGAGUCUUCAUUAAGGAUGGAGUCAAAACAUAUUACGUAGACAAGGAGUAUGCUAGUGAGAGUGAUGUGGAGGUCCUCCGUGACUCGCAGUCCCAGGAUUUGGAAGACCACUCUCAUGUACACUUCUCUUUAGAUACGUCAUACAAAAACAAGUGUGAGAGAGAUGAAGGUGCAAGCUGCUACUGCAGUGCAUCUCACACAGACAACUGUUGCUCCACUGACGAACAUGAUGCUGUUCACACUCACGGCACAAUGUCCCAUGCCUUACAGCCCAGUGACAGUGGAGCUGACCUCACCUACCAGGAUUACCACUCCGACACACAUGACAAACUCGAACGUAUGGAUCAUGACGACCCUGAUACCGUUGAAAACUAUCUCACCGAAGAUACCUGGGAGAAGUAUUGGGCUGUACAUGGAGAAAGACUCAUAUGGGCUUCCUGGAUCAAGAAGUAUAGUGACUACAUCAAUCCAGCGUACCUUGAUGACAAUAAUGGACUUAUUAUGGAUGAACACAAUAUACCGAAACAACAUUCUAUAGACCAAAUUUAUAUGAAACAAACUGAUCCUAGUCCAAAAGCCGAUGAUGAUAUGAGAGAGCGAAAAUUCUCUUAUGAUUCAAAGGUAAACCCUUAUAAGAAACGCAACACUAGUCAAAUGGAGAAGGUUGAUAAGAAUAAUGAGGUGAAUAAAGAUGAAGCAUUUUUGCCAAUAGCAAGGAGGCGCUCUUGUUCAGAGCACGACAGAAUAAUAAGUCCUAGAACUGUGGCUGGUACUGACUCCAUGACUAAUGUCACCAAACUUACUUUAUCAAGCUAUGAUGUCACUUCUAGUCAUGUGACUUCAGAAUCUACGCCUACCGACACUGACUAUAGUGUAUCAUCAUCUUCAUCUGAUGACCCUUCAAAUGAUCAGACAAGAAUAGUCAAUAUAGAUGAUAAGUAUGAAAAUACAGAUAUGCCAACAGAAGAGAUGGACUCGGAGCAAUACUGGCAGUUUCUAUGGAAGAAACAUUUUGGAGAACAGUAUGCGUUACACUUUGCAAACUAUACUGAGUGUCACAAUGCAACUGAGAAGCAAGUCCCAGAAAUACAAAUUGAAGUUAUACCAGAACCUGUUAAAGUCGAAGAAAAGCAAAUAGAGAUUGAAUGCGAAAACAGCGAAGGAAACUCGCAGGAAACACCAACAGUUAUAGAAAUUCAGAACCAGGUUAACCAAAUAAGUUUAGAAGAGAAAAGUAAAGUGAGGAAGAAGAAUAAAAAGAGUAGUACAAAGUAUAUAACGUCAGUCGGAGUGUUGUUACAGAAUUUGUUGAAAGAGGAACAAAUGAAGCAAGAUGAGCUGGUUGAUGGUGAAGAUGGCACAGAUAAGCAGACGAAUGAUACACAGAAACAGGAGACGGAUGCAGUUGACAGUACGAGUAAUUCAAGAGAUGUGCAGCCUGUAAAUAAUUGUAAUAUUAAUUCGCACAGCUGUGAUGGCGACGAUGAACCACCUGAGGAAACUCCUGUGUUAUUGAAAAGAAGCCACGAACAAGAUGAUGAGGCUGAAGAAGAUAUAGCCCAUGCUAAAAUAAAGAGCACUUUCCAAAUGAUGGGUUUCUGCGUGCACCCGGACAAGUUGCCUAAAGGUGAACUGAUAUAUAGGAAGCGUCCCGCGAGGCUGCGCCCUCCGAGGGUCAAGAGGAAUGUAGGCAGGAAGACUUACUAUGAUGAUGAUGGUAACCCCUAUACUGUUGAUCAGCCCAACCAAACCAAAGAAUCCCCCGAUGAAAUGCAAACUGAUGAUGACUGUAACGACGUGAAGUCAGACACGGAGAGGGCCGAGGAUGCUCCCUUAGGCACCCCUCGAAGCCGUAAGAAUCAGGUAUCGAAGGACGCGAGCAUGGAGGAAGAUAGCGUCAAAUUGGCUGAAGCGGCCGCAAUACCUUUGCCUGGAGACGCGGAAGAUUCGAACGAUGAGGAUAAUGAGAAGAAAGAAGACGAUAGUAGUGUGAUUCAGCAAGUGGAGCCUAAACGUAGGAAGAGACCAAAGAGGUAUGCUAAGUUGGAGGAAGAUGUGAAUACUUCUGGCAUGCCAGAUGAACUGAAGAAUGAUCCCGCGAUGUAUAAGUACUGGAAGAAGAGACACUCGCUGUUUCACAGGUUUGACGAAGGCAUUAUGCUAGACCGCGAGAGUUGGUUCAGCGUGACACCGGAGAACGUUGCGUGGCAUAUUGCAAACAAAUAUGUUUAUGAUGUAGUGUUAGACGCGUUCUGCGGCGCCGGCGGGAAUACUAUACAGUUUGCACAUACAAGCAAGAAAGUGAUAGCAAUAGACAUCGACCCACAGAAAAUCACAAUGGCUAAACACAACGCCACAGUCUACGGUGUCGCCGAUCGUAUCGAGUUCCUUGUGGGAGACUUCUUCGAACUGGCGCCGAACUUGAAGGCGGAUAUGGUGUUCCUUAGCCCACCGUGGGGAGGACCCAAUUAUAGUGAUAAUCACGAGUAUGAUUUGGAAACAAUGUUGGAACCGAAGCCAGCGUCUGAACUCAUGAAGGUGGCUCGAACAAUAUCUUCGAAUAUAUCAUUCUACUUACCUAGGAACUCGAGACCAGAUCAGAUUCUAUCCUUAGCAAAAGAUGUUGGUGGCACAGUGGAAAUCGAACAAAGCUUCCUCGAUCGAAGAUUCGUAGCUAUAACAGCAUAUUUUUACUGAAACAUUAAAACUAGCAUUUUGAAAAAUAUUGUGACUGGAAAUUAUAACGAUAAUCUAACACCACGGAUAAGUUAGCAAAUGGAUACUGAUAAAUCAAUUUUACCAAGUUAAUGAGGUAAUCUAAAUAAAGAGAUGACUGAUUAAUUUGGUGGUAAUUCUUGGUGCUGAUGCAUUUAUUCGUCAAGUCAUAGUGAUAGGAAAAAAUAAUCAUGCUAACAUUCCAUUUGCUAUCUAUUCUGUGUUUAAACGUUUGUAUGACUGUUUUUGUGUGCACUUGUGUACUAAAAUUAGGUCUUCGCAUACACUGAUGUAUGUUUGUCUGUCUAAAUACUUAUAUUCAUGUGUAGUUGUUACAUUAUGUAAUCAAACUAUCAAAGAAGUGAAAAGUUUGGUUUUUUCCGUAUAAAUUGAUAAUUCUUUCUCCAUCUUUGUAAUUUGGUUCCAAUAGAUUCAAAUAGUAGGUCAUCUAUGAUUCCAAUAUAUUUGGAGACAUCAUUGGUUGAUUUAGUGCUCAAAUCUGGACUUAGCCUUAUACUUAUCGUGGAGCCUAAUGUCUUAAAUACAUUAUUUAUUAUUCAUAGUUUUCACAUAAAAACAUUGAAUGUACCUACUUCUAUGUCUAUGUAUCUAUGUCACAGUGACUUCCUUUCACAAAAAAUGUGCUAUUCAUAAGCAAUUUCAUCAUAUUAUAUUAAGUAGAACUGUUAGUGUCUUUUAAUUUAGAAUAGAGUAUAUUUAAUCAUACUAUUAUAGUCCUAUGUGAUUCCGUAAACUUUAUCGUUUACUAUUAACAGCAAUAAGUGAAGUAUAAUUUUAAGAAAUCAGCUCAAGGAUUAUUAUUACAUUUAAGGUGAUUUUUUUGUUAAAUUUCUGCUAAUUUGACCAUUUUCGGUAUCGACGUUCGACUUUAUAGUAGCCCUUCUAAGCUUAAUUUGGUAUUACCAGUUUAAAUAAUAAUUUGAUUUGAGUUUAUGCUACUCCUUAAUUAUCCAACUAAUGUUAUUGAGAGAGAUAUACCUAUUAUGAAAAAUAUUAAAUUAUAUGCUUAUUGUAAUCGGAAAAGUAUAAUCUUGAGAAAUCUAUAUUUUCGUUCAAGAUAGCAUUAGCACUUUAGGUGUCUUAUCCCCAAAAUCGGAUGUUUUGAAUUCGAAAAUUGAUUAUACAGUUAUGAAUACUAAAAACGUACUUACUCGAUUUACUGUACCUAAAAAGCAAAUAGUGCCAAUACUCAAUGUUGUCCUUUUUAAUUAUAAGACAAUGUGAUAUUUGUGUUGCUUACAUUGCUUUACGAAUUUAUAUUUUGAGGCUGUUUUCAUUUGUAAUAACUUUCAUACCACACAGUAUUUGAAUACAAUAAUAAGACAUGAAAACCUACCACACUCAAAAGUAAUUCUGCACUGUUUUGGUCACAAAAGUUCAUGAUAAAAACUUUACUUAUGUAUUGUAACUACAGCAUUUUCACACAACUCUAAAAACGGUAAUUUUUAUGUAUGACAGUUUAAUUGUUGUGAUCUCUGUAAAUAUUUGUUAAUUAAUAAAGAGAAUAUGGAAACAUGA
Molecule: messenger RNA, 4550 nt
Organism: Helicoverpa armigera (cotton bollworm)
Lineage: Eukaryota; Metazoa; Arthropoda; Insecta; Lepidoptera; Noctuidae
Gene: Tgs1
Product: Trimethylguanosine synthase 1
Exons: 10
Coding region: 171-2993 (940 amino acids)
Biological process (GO): 7-methylguanosine RNA capping; 7-methylguanosine cap hypermethylation
Cellular component (GO): nucleus
Molecular function (GO): RNA cap trimethylguanosine synthase activity
Source: RefSeq, a predicted model, not a curated record